CUCAGUGUUCACUAUUCAAGACUGAACAUGUAUGAAUCCAGCUACAUCAUGCUGCAAAGGGAAGAAAGUUACUGACGCAUUAAAAUUUCUUAACAAUAUAGAGUUAAACGAACAACUCAAUAUUUUUGAAAAUGACUUGCUACACAUAAUAUAUUCAGAAUCACCCCGCAAAGAGUUACAUUUGGUAUACUUGAAAGGAGCUAUGCAUUGCUAUAAAAAUGAAUGGUAUGUCAAAGGAGUGGAAAUUUGUCAAAUUGCUUGCACUGUAUUACGCACGCCAAUGAUACUCACGUUAUUAGCAAAAUGUUUAAUACAGAUUGGUGAAUUGGAAACCGCCGAGAGCGCACUGAACGAAGCAAACGUUAUGGACAUAAGGAAUGAGGAAGUGUGGGCAUACCUGACUGUGGUAAACAUCAAAAUGGGAAACGCCAGCGAAGCGAAAGUGUGUUACAUACGAGCACUUGAGUGUGGAUUACAAACAGAAAUGAAAAACGAAAUAAAUACAUUAUUUGGAAAGGAGUUGGAUAUACUCAUAUAAUUAAAAGAACAAACUAACAUAUAUUUUAUUUAUAAUAAAUUAUUUACUUUAUUGCUGACAAUUUGGAAUCUAUUUGAAUUAUUUAUUAUUUUAGUUAAUAUUGUCAUCAAAUUUAAAUUGAUAUAUUUAUUUCAGUCAAUAAAGUAAGUAAUGUCACUAUUUCUAUUUUUAUAUGAAUAUAUAAUUUUUUCUAAAAAUUUUAAAAUUGCAUAACAUUUAUAUUUCUUUUUUUCAAGCAUAUAUAGUAUUAUA
Molecule: messenger RNA, 790 nt
Organism: Rhopalosiphum maidis (corn leaf aphid)
Lineage: Eukaryota; Metazoa; Arthropoda; Insecta; Hemiptera; Aphididae
Product: cilia- and flagella-associated protein 70-like
Exons: 4
Coding region: 32-538 (168 amino acids)
Biological process (GO): cilium assembly; cilium movement
Cellular component (GO): extracellular exosome; motile cilium
Molecular function (GO): protein binding
Source: RefSeq, a predicted model, not a curated record